This is a messenger RNA of Talaromyces marneffei, 3606 nucleotides long. RefSeq lists its product as uncharacterized. Lineage: Eukaryota; Fungi; Ascomycota; Eurotiomycetes; Eurotiales; Trichocomaceae. The transcript has 5 exons. Gene Ontology annotation, molecular function: lipid binding. The record is from RefSeq and is a predicted model, not a curated record. The coding region runs from base 1 to 3606 and encodes 1201 amino acids.
AUGGUGUCCCAAGGAAGCGCCCAGCAUGGCCCUGCCAGCCAUUGGAGCGCCGCCAAUCCAAUUCCUACCAUCCACAAGUUUGUCGAGAAGCUUGACAAGGAGAAGAAAGAUCGAGACCAGCGUAUCGAUGAGGAAUUCAAGCGUAGACAACAAGGCGCCCAGGAACAGGGUGAGUCUUUCGACCAAAAGGCAGAAGACAUUCGGAAGAAAGGGACUCGACGGGUCACAGAUCCAGUGACGGGUAAAGAAAUCGAGAUUGAAGAUGUUCAGAAACACUACUUGGAGCAAUCGAAGAAUCCAAAGCUCACUGUUCCGAAUGCCAAUCUAAACAAACCAACGAAUAUCAAAACCGACCCGAACCAGGAAUUCUCAGAAUACCGACACAUCCAAGACAUCACCUCUCCACCAGAGCCCGUGGCCCAAGGCACAACCUCCGAUGUCCCUAUCCACGGCGAAAAGACGAACAUUCUCUUCCACCCGACACCGUCGAUAACUUUCCAACCGAUGUUCGAUGACAUUGAGAAACGAGCCAAUGGCCUGGUAGCCGGCAUAUUCCUCGCUAUUAUCAUAGUAGGACGGACAUUUGGCGGGUCACUCUGGGGACUUAUACCUCUUGCUGCCUGCGUGGCAUCAGGAGUGUUUCUUUGGGUUAAAGAGCUUAUCCGCAGUGGUCGGGAUGCUGAAUGGCGUAGCGAGCAGCUCCGAGGCGAAACCGCAACUGCAAACCUUCUUCCCGAGUCUGUAGAAUGGAUGAAUGCGUUUCUGACCGUCACCUGGGGCUUAUUGAACCCUGAGAUGUUUGCUGGUGUUGCGGAUACCAUCGAAGAUAUUAUGCAGGCCUCGCUGCCCGGUGUUAUCGAGAACGUCCGCGUCGCUGAGAUUGGCCAGGGAAACAACCCUAUUAGAAUUUUGAGCAUCCGAUCUCUACCCGAUGGACAUGUCGAAGACUUGAAGCGCAAUGUCCGUGAGGAAAAUAAGAUAAACAAGGAUCCUCAGGAGGCUGCCGCUGAUGAGGAAGGAGGCAAUUAUUACAACUUCGAGGUGUCUUUUGCGUAUCAUGCAAAACCAACCGACGGGUCCACUUCUGCUAAAGCACGUAACAUGCACAUGCAAAUCGUGUUCUAUCUGGGAAUCAAGGGCCUCUUUGGCGUACCUUUCCCAAUCUUUGCCGAGUUGAUUGAGCUUAUUGGUACCGUUCGUGUGCGACUUCAGAUGACUCCUCAGCCUCCAUUUGCCAAGACAUUGACCUUCAGCUUGAUGGGUCUGCCACAUGUACGUGCUGGUUGUGUUCCUCUUCUCAAACGAGGAGUGAACAUUUUGAAUCUGCCGUUGAUUUCAAACUUUGUCAACUACGCCAUCGGAGCCGCUGCCAGUCUGUAUGUGGCACCCAAGUCUAUGUCUUUGGAUUUGAGUAUGAUGCUCAAGGGUGAUGAUAUCCAGAAAGAUACUUCAGCGUUGGGUAUCUUCUGGAUCCGUAUUCACCGAGCAAUCGGCCUCAGCAAGCAGGACCGCAGGGGCUCUGACGGCGGUGGUAGUGACCCAUACAUUAACCUUUCGUUCUCCAAAUAUGGCAAGCCGAUGUACUGCACUCGUGUAAUUACUGAUGAUUUGAAUCCGGUUUGGGAGGAGACGGCCGCGCUCUUGGUCACUCCAGAGUUGAUCAAGGCUGAUGAGCAGCUCAGUAUCGAGCUGUGGGACUCGGAUCGCAACUCUGCAGAUGACAUUGUAGGAAAAGUGGAACUUUCCAUCCAGGAAUUGAUCCAGCAUCCUGGCAAGAUGUACCCUCAAGUGUCGAAAUUACAAGGCAUGGAUGAGGGCAGUAGCAUGCCUGGUGAGCUGCGCUGGGAAGUCGGCUAUUUUGGCAAGCCACGUGUACGACCUGAACUGCGAACUGACGGAAAAGAUCCGGAACUUCCAGUCACUCUUCGGGGUGAACCCUCGCUGCAAGAUAACAAGGGGGUUAUCAAUACAAAAGAAGAAGAGGCAAUCACUACGACCCCGCCCGACCCAUUGUGGCCCAGUGGGAUUUGCAGUAUUGUGGUGCACCAGAUUGUCAACCUUCAAUUGGAGGAUAUUUAUGGUAGCCAGGGUAAUCGCAAAGGCAGAGAGUUUGAACCGGCUAAGGCAUACGGAGAAAACACUGAAGAGCAGGGUGAGGACCUGCCUACCAGCUAUUGCACAAUUCUGCUUAAUGACCAAUUGGUGUAUCGAACCCGUGCAAAGGCAGUUAGCAGCAAGCCUAUUUUCAAUGCAGGAACUGAACGAUUCGUCCGUGACUGGCGCUCUGCACUGGUUACCGUCACUGUCCGUGAUCAGCGACAUCGAGAGCACGACCCAAUCCUCGGUGUGGUUUCCCUAAGACUUUCUGACUUGAUGCAGACCUCGUCCCAAGUGACGCGCUGGUACCCACUCGAUGGAGGAAUUGGUUUCGGUCGUAUCAGAAUAUCUCUACUGUUCCGAAGCGUAGAGACCAAGCUUCCUCCAAACAUGCUUGGUUGGGAUGUUGGCACUUUUGAAUUCCUGUCAAAUCGUAUAACAUUGAAGAACUAUGCGCAAACUGCCAAGAUUCGUAUGCGCACUGGUGGUAGCACUGGAAAGCUGCCACGAUCCGCCUGCAAGAGUGGUGGAAAUGGUGGACAGUAUUUCGAAUUCUCUGACGCUAUGACAGCACCACGCCUGCCAGUCAAGUAUCGCUACCGGUCACCAGUUGUGUUUGAGUUCCAUGUCACAAACAAGCGAGGUGCUGCAGCAUACGCCGUUCUGUGGUUGCAGCAUCUCGUCGAUAACGAGGAGACACAAAUUGACAUUCCGAUCUGGACGACCAAGCGCCCAGACCGCUUGAUUCAGAACUAUGUCACGGAAGACAACUACAAAACACUCAACUUGGACUGCCUUAAGGACUUGACGGAAGUCGGUCGAUUGCAAUUCACUGGCCGAUUCUCAGCUGGUAUGGACGAGUCACACGAAAAGUUUGUCGUUGACAACAAUUCGCGCGAAACUUUCGAAUCAUGGGAAGCUUGCGUUGCCGAAGGUAUUCGCGGACGUCACGUCAUUGCUGAAACUCCAGAAAAUAUUCAAAGGCUCCAUGAAAAGUCUCUCGUGCAAGGCCGAGAUGUUUUACGAGAUAUUGAUCCAAAGGAACGUCAACGCUGGAUUACUAAGGAUGGAGUUGACUGGAGUGGCUCAUUUGGUGAAGAUCCAAAGGACCAUGUCGACCAGCAGGCCAACGGAUCAAGCAGUAACUUCUACAACACAGGCGACAACGAUGUAUCAGCCUACGACUAUGCCGAAACUAAUGACUAUGAUGAAGGCGACAGCAGCGACGACGACGAACACUCAACCCACGCGAAAAGCACACGAAGAGCCACGACCACAACGACAACAACUUCUUCUUCAUCAGGUGCAUCAUCAUCUAAAUCAGGCAACAAAGCCAACAAGCGCACCGAACAACGCCAACAACGCGGCCUGAUGCAAUGGAAACCAGCCCGCAAUGCAGUGUUUGCGAAGCACGAGGCUACAUUUGCGUUGAAGAAGGCGAAGAAGAAGUUUGGCAUGGGCGAUUUGACAGGUCGGGAGCCUGAUAUUGAGACUGAGGCUGGUUCUUAA